Molecule: messenger RNA, 1473 nt
Organism: Anopheles nili
Lineage: Eukaryota; Metazoa; Arthropoda; Insecta; Diptera; Culicidae
Gene: Ccz1
Product: vacuolar fusion protein CCZ1 homolog
Exons: 3
Coding region: 1-1350 (449 amino acids)
Biological process (GO): vesicle-mediated transport
Cellular component (GO): intracellular membrane-bounded organelle; Mon1-Ccz1 complex
Source: RefSeq, a predicted model, not a curated record
AUGGCUAAUCCUGUUCUGACGGCAGAGCUUUCCUUGCGAAGUUUUUAUAUUUUCAAUUCAUCAUUUGGCCCAAAAGAAGGCGAGGAGGAGAAAAAAGUACUUUAUUACCAUCCCCAGGACACGGACAUUGAUACCAAAAUCAAAGACGUUGGUCUCAGUGAGGCAAUAAUAAAAUUUAGCAGCACAUUUACCAAAGAUGACAGCGUACAGACAAUGCAUACGCAGAAAACUUGCCAGUUCUAUUACCAGCCCGAGCCGGGCUACUGGAUGAUCAUGACGCUGAACGUUCCGUUCGAACGAAAGACGCGCGACUCGGGCGAAUAUAACGAAUAUCAUGGCGAUUCGAUACAUGACACCAUCUUCCAGUCGGUGCUGCGUCAGUCCUACCGCAUGUUUCGCAUGUUCCAUGGGACAUUCGCAGACAACCUGCAAGCGACCGAAGAAUUGGACGCACAGGCAAACCUUAUCGGCAUGCUGGAAACGUUUUACCAGAGCUACAUCCUGCACCUGCAGAUGAAGAAGUGCGACGUGGUGGAUGCAUUUGGCAGCGUACAAUAUCUGCCUCUGAACCAACUGCUCUUUCUGAGAGUGCAAAAUUUCAUCAAUAUGAUCGAGGCAACAUUUGCUCCGAUCAAACAUUGCAUUUUCCUGUACAGCGACCAGGUGGUGUGGAGCGGCAUCAAUCCAACCGAUCUGCACACUCUGUACGAGUACUUCCACAGCCCGAUGUACGACCAUGUGUCCCAGUCGAAACAAACGCGUCCUAUCUUUGUCACCGAGGGUGGCAAAAUCAAGCGCUACUCACUAAUGAUGUGCCGCAGGGUGCAAAACAUUUCCCUGUGCUUGCUGCUGGAUGACGACGCGGUGGAGAACGAGCAGUCGCUCUAUCUUGAGCUGAAUGCGGUAGUUAAUCCCCAGCUAACAAGCAUCUCAUCGGACAUUAGCCAACAUCUGCAGAGCGGCGCGGACUCAUGCUACACCAUUGGUUGCUCUAGCACAAACAAGGACGAUUCGGCGACUGCACCAAAGUUCAUCUUUUUCAACGAGCUAAACUUACAACACCGCGGGACUGUUCGGUUAGGCCAGAUGCAGCACCAAUCGGUCGCUGGUAGCGGGUUGCCGAACGACGUGAUGAACCUGAUCGUGGAUCUGCUGGACGACGUCCGGAGCAAUCGAUCAUGCGUAAUGGACGAGACGAUCGUGAAAACACAUGACGAUUACUGGAUCGUAAAGCGGAGCUGUAACUCGAGGCACGUGUUCAUCAUCCUGAACAAAAGCUCCACCUUGAUCGACGUGACGGAGGAAACGAAGAAGAUACUGGACCAACACGUCAAAGGGAUCUUUUUUUAGGGCGAGAACGUGCCGAUAAGCCAUUUCCAGUCUUUCCCUCUGCUCAACCUUUUACCGCAUCAAAUGCAAGACGAGCAGAUUCAAUUCCAUUCUAAAUACAGUGUACCGUAAUCGCUAACGUGC